This is a messenger RNA of Sorex fumeus (smoky shrew), 1678 nucleotides long. It is a transcript of the gene RHBDL3, whose product is annotated as rhomboid like 3. NCBI's taxonomy places the organism in Eukaryota, Metazoa, Chordata, Mammalia, Eulipotyphla, Soricidae. Bases 353 to 1567 code for a protein of 404 amino acids. Gene Ontology annotation, molecular function: calcium ion binding; serine-type endopeptidase activity. Gene Ontology annotation, cellular component: membrane. The record is from RefSeq and is a predicted model, not a curated record. The transcript has 9 exons.
GCGCGCCGCCCCCGAGGAGUCCGCGGGGAGGAGGAGACUCGGGCGCAGAGCGGGGGCCGCGGGAAGCGGGAAGGAGCGCGGGGAGGCGCGGGGCCGGUGCCGGCCCAAGGGCGCCCUCGCCUCGGAGCCGGGCGCGGGCGGCGAGCGCGAAGUUUGGCGGCGGCGGCCGGGCCGGGCGUCCGGGGGUCGCGAGCGGCGGGGCCAUGGGGGCGCGCACGGGCGGCGGGGCGGGCGCGGAGGCGGCUCGGUGCGCGCGGAGCCCCCCGAGCGGCGCGGCGGCCGCGGCGCAAAGUUAGCCCGGCGCCCCGGGACGAGCCCCGCAGCCGCCCGCCGCCCCCGGACCCGCCGCGGCAUGGGCGAGCACCCCAGCCCGGGCCCCGCAGUGGCCGCCUGCGCCGAGGCCGAGCGCAUCGAGGUGCUGGAACCCGAAGCCGACGAGCGGCCGCCCGCGGCGCCCGAGGACCACUGGAAAGUCCUGUUCGAUCAGCUGGACCCUGGGAACACAGGCUACAUCAGCACGGGCAAGUUCCGGAGCCUCCUGGAGAACAACAGCUCCAAGCUGGACCCGCACAAAAGGGAGGUGCUCCUGGCCCUUGCUGACAGCCAGGCAGAUGGACAGAUUAGCUACCAGGAUUUUGCCAAUCUGAUGAGUAACAAGCGCUCCAACAGCUUCCGCCAGGCCAUCCUGCAGGGGAACCGGCGGCUGUGCAGCAAGGCCCUGCUGGAGGAGAAGGGGCUGAACCUCUCGCAGCGGCUCAUCCGCCACGUGGCCUAUGAGACUCUGCCCCGAGAGAUUGACCGGAAGUGGUACUACGACAGCUACACCUGUUGCCCGCCCCCGUGGUUUAUGAUCACAGUCACGCUGCUUGAGGUGGCCUUCUUCCUCUAUAAUGGGGUGUCGCUGGGUCAGUUCGUGCUGCAGGUGAGCCACCCACGCUACCUGAAGAACUCCCUGGUCUACCACCCACAGCUCCGAGCACAAGCUUGGCGCUACCUCACCUAUAUCUUCAUGCACGCGGGGGUAGAACAUCUUGGACUCAAUGUGGUGCUGCAGCUCCUGGUGGGGGUGCCCCUGGAGAUGGUGCACGGAGCAACCCGCAUCGGGCUCGUCUAUGUGGCCGGCGUUGUGGCAGGGUCCUUGGCAGUGUCUGUGGCUGAUAUGACCGCACCUGUCGUGGGCUCCUCUGGAGGGGUGUAUGCGCUCGUCUCUGCCCAUCUGGCCAACAUUGUGAUGAACUGGUCGGGCAUGAAGUGCCAGUUUAAGCUACUUCGGAUGGCUGUGGCCUUGAUCUGUAUGAGCAUGGAGUUCGGGAGAGCUGUGUGGCUGCGCUUCCAUCCAUCUGCCUAUCCCCCGUGCCCUCACCCAAGCUUCGUGGCGCAUCUGGGCGGCGUGGCCGUGGGCAUCACCCUGGGCGUGGUGGUCCUGAGGAACUACGAGCAGAGGCUGCAGGACCAGUCGCUGUGGUGGAUUUUUGUGGCCAUGUACACCAUCUUCGUGCUGUUCGCCAUCUUCUGGAACAUCUUUGCCUACACCCUGUUGGACUUAAAGCUGCCGCCGCCCCCCUAAGGGGCACAGGACCGAGGUGGGGACAUGGGGAGGAGAGAGAGCUCACUUCCGGCCUAGCCUGCCCAGGGACGCCGGGAGGAGAGCCCAGGAGCCACUGGGCCGCUGCUAUAA